Molecule: messenger RNA, 1026 nt
Organism: Rhagoletis pomonella (apple maggot)
Lineage: Eukaryota; Metazoa; Arthropoda; Insecta; Diptera; Tephritidae
Exons: 3
Coding region: 265-612 (115 amino acids)
Source: RefSeq, a predicted model, not a curated record
UCUGACGACUUCAUAUAUUCGACUAAAAUCAAAAGUAUUAUACCCUGGCACAGUGGUGUGUAGAAUAUAGAAAACAUUUUAUGUGAAGAAAUGCUAUGUACUUAAAUACAUAAUCAUAUCAAACAAGAUCUAAUUUUCAGAACACAAAACAACACAAAAACUUGUAAAACGGGUGCUAGAGGAGGUGAAAAGUAGUGCACCAAGAAAAAAUGCAGCAGCAGAGCCAUCCUUUCGAAAGAACCGUACAAGGCAGUUGAGCAGUUCAUGGAUUUUGAAAAACGCAUACAGUCGUCUGAAAACAAGUUUAAUGAUGUGGUUAUUAAACUUCAGUCCAUGGUUUGCGGAAAUCCCAUACGUUUCGUUAAAAUGGUGUGGCGAAAAGUGAUGAGCGAUGAUGCUGCCAGGCAUUUCUGCUGGAAGCGCAUAUCAAACAAACAAGCUAUUACAACCCCCAGUAUGACGGGAGCCCUAAAACAGGUCUACAAUCAAAAAUUUGCCAAUUCGACAGACUUUGAAAGAACCAAUAUGUCCUUUUUUCAUCAGGCUAACAACCGCUUAGUGAAGAAGAAACAGUAUGGAGAAACUAAAGAAAAUGUUCCUGAUGUUAAUUAAAAUUGCUAAAUUACUUUCAAGUUUACUCAAUUUCGGGCUACGCAUCCAUAAUAUUAGUAUAAACAUGUACAACAUAUCGACGGCUCAUAUUCAAUAUCCCUUCUCUGCAGUUUUCACAUAAAUGAAAUUUUCUGAUAUAAAAAUCCACCUAAGACUUAACUCUCAUCGAUGUUGUUAAUGCUGAUCUCCUAUAUCGCUUGUUAGAAGAAUUCGCUAUUGAAUUUCAAAGUUAAAAUUAACAUCAGUGAUGACAGUUAAGUCUCAGAUCGGUUCUAACAUCAGAAAGUACUUUUUGUAAAAAUUGCGGAUAGAGGGUAUUGAAAAAAAGCCCUAUGUACUUUCAGUUAACCGGCCAUACAAAUGGAUAAACUAUUUUUUUCCAGUUUCAUUUUUUAAUUACAUAAGUAAUUGAGU